CUUUUACUUUCAGGGGCAUCAGGUAAAAAAAACAAACCCAAACCACAAAAUCUCAGUAUUUAAAUUUCAGUCCUUUCUCCUUUAUCUGCGCUUCCCUUCCACUGAUUGCACCUGUCUCUGAAAACCAAGGAUCCGAACACGAUCGAGAGUUUUGUUCUGAGGAAGACGUAUGAUAACGAGAGCUCGUCCGAGUCUCCUCACGCCCGCCGCCAUCGUGCCAGCCGCCUCGCAGCCGGCGGGGACCCCGUUUCCACAGGCCUUUCCCUCCCGCAGGCCUCUGCAGCCUUGCCCUGACUGACUGACCGACUGCCCGAGCAACAGCGCAGAGCUUAUUCCUGUUGAAAAUAGUAGGAAAAUACUUGCAUCAACCUGUUUCUCACUGGCAUUUAAUGAAAAGGCCAUUGCUUCCAUUUGGGGGAAUCUUAAAAGAUCUUAAUAACUCCAAAUGGCUGGGUCAGGUAGAGGAAGAGGACGUGCUGCGUUUACCUUCAACAUUGAGGCUAUUGGCUUUGCUAAAGGUGCUACUCUGCCUGAUGCCAUGUGUAAGCCUCCACCACCAUUUCCUAGUACAGACAAUAAGCCAGUGCCUCUGAAAACAGGAGAAGAUGAAGAUUACAUGUUGGCCUUAAAACAAGAUCUUAGAGGAACUAUGAAAAAAAUGCCAUAUUUUUUGGCAGUAGAAGAAGAUCGUGAAGCAAUUGAGAGGUACAGUAAAAAGUACCAGGACAGUGAAAAGGAGCAUGCAGCAUGGACCCCAGAUUGGAGAAGACUCCCAAGAGAGAUGAAGCCAAAGAAAAAGACCAAAAAAGCUUUCUUCUGCAGAAUUGUGAGUCAGAUCCUUCAACAGCAGUUGGAGCUGGUAUUGGUUGUUCUUACAGGAAAAAACUUUUUUAUUACACAGCAUCAUACAUCAGGUGCAAAACCAAAAAAGGCAAAAAGUUCUGAGCCUAAAAGUAAUCUGGAUGUGUUGAAAAAAAUUGAGGAGUUGGAAAAGAAGGAUGAUGAACAAGAAAAAUCUGAAGAUGAGAAAGACAAAACAAAAGACGAAGAAGGUGAAGAUGAUGAAGAAGCAGAAGAACCAGAGGAAUAUGAUGAAGAGGAGCAUGAAGAGGAAAAUGACUACAUUUCUUCAUAUUUUGAAGAUGGAGAUGACUUUGGUGCUGGCAGUGAUGACAAUAUGGAUGAAGCAACAUAUUAGCUACUGUUGCUAGGUGGUACACUGCUCAAGCCUUACACUACUUGAAAUAGAAUUCUGGAGGUAGGCCGAGUAUCAACAGAACUAAUGCUUUAGCUCUGUUGGUUUUAAGUGUACUCUCCAAAACCACGUUGGACGAUUCUUUUUAAUUGUACUAUGCUGUAAAACAGGCUAUGGGAUCCUUUGUUUUGUUCUUUUGCCAAAUGUUUUGCAGACAUGCACCUUUUUAAGGUUCUCUGGAAUGCCUACUGAUGGAGUAAGCUAUAUACCAUUGUAUUGCCUCUGCACAGAAAAAGAAUGUAUGCAUUUUAUUCGAAAUUGUGCCUAAGCAUUUGCACUAGUCAGUUCUAUGCUUUAGCAGUCAAAUCUUGAAAAUAAUAGUGAAAUUCUUGAUGACUGCAGCAAAAAAGAGAUAUGGCCUUUAUGGACAUAAGCUGCUCAUAUCUGGCAGUUGACUUCUCUGAAAGAAUUUAUGUAACUUCUGAAUUCAGGUGACUGAAAAUAAUUGACAACUAAGCACUUCAACAUAAACUGACUUGAAAGGGCCUUAGUAAUGGGGACAAACAACAUAAUGAGAGUAUUUUGAAGAGCUAUUCUUCUAGUUAAAAGAACUCAUUAUUUUUAGUAUUUUGGUAAAAAGGGACUGUAAUAUUUUAAAUGUGUUACAUUACCUUUAUGAAUCAGCGUAAGUGAUAAAUAAGGGUAAUUUCAUUUAGAAAGAAUAUAUGGCAGAAUUUAAGAUUGAGAAAUUAUGGAAUCCUGGUUUUUACCAGUGGCACACAGAUUAGUGAUAAGAAUUUCAGUCCUUCGCCUUAGUUUCUCCGCCUCUUAAGGCAAUACUUUAUUACCUCACAGAGCUGUUGAGAUGGCAGAUGAUAGCUAUCUAUGUAAUUGUUAAUGCAUUUAUUUACUUUCCUACAGAACAAACAAGACAGAAACUUAACAGACAGCAAAUCAAUACAAAAAAACCAAAAAUGUAGGAAAAGAAUGUGGUGAAGUAUUUUGAUGGAAGAGGUUUUAAUUAGGAAAACAAGAAUGCUGAGAAUAGCAAAAACAGAAUGUUUGGAAACACCAAUUUUAGUUAAGAACCAACAGCUGAAGUGUAGACGCCUUACUUCUGAGAUUAGAUACUUGAAGAACACAGUGACAAGAGCAUUCUCUGUGUCCUACUGUCCUUUGAUGGUACAAAAUAUCAUUGGUCAGUGUUGUUAUAUUACUAUUGAUCAGGGUUGGUUUUUAUUUUCCUUUCUUAAAACAUUCUGUUCCUGAUAACUAGUGCUGUUAUCAGGUCUAAUGAAAGAACAGUUUUAAAACAAAACCAGUUCUUUUAUCAGCAAAGGAAACUAUAGAAGUUUUUCUUGCAAGUUUGGCAUUCUGUCAAGCAGUACUUUACCUCACCGGUGACUGGAAAACUGUACUGCAUUGUUCUAUGAACUUCUGUAUGCAAUAAGAAUGUGUUCCUUAAGGUGUAGCUUUCAAGUGUUCUGAUAAAAUACGUAUCAGAUGUAAAGGAAAUGAAACGAAAAUGCUAUCAGGUCACACCUCAGAGGUAUACCAAUUUUAUUUUGAAGUGUUCAUACCUAUUCAGAUAAUGUUUAAUAAACAUUCUGCUGCAUUGCA
This is a messenger RNA of Gymnogyps californianus (California condor), 2815 nucleotides long. RefSeq names its product RNA polymerase III subunit G (gene POLR3G). Bases 446 to 1198 code for a protein of 250 amino acids. Gene Ontology annotation, cellular component: RNA polymerase III complex. NCBI's taxonomy places the organism in Eukaryota, Metazoa, Chordata, Aves, Accipitriformes, Cathartidae. The record is from RefSeq and is a predicted model, not a curated record. Gene Ontology annotation, biological process: transcription by RNA polymerase III; cell population proliferation. The transcript has 10 exons.